This is a messenger RNA of Lacerta agilis (Sand lizard), 4005 nucleotides long. RefSeq names its product FERM domain containing 4B (gene FRMD4B). Gene Ontology annotation, cellular component: bicellular tight junction; cytoskeleton; adherens junction. Lineage: Eukaryota; Metazoa; Chordata; Lepidosauria; Squamata; Lacertidae. The coding region runs from base 35 to 3133 and encodes 1032 amino acids. Gene Ontology annotation, biological process: establishment of epithelial cell polarity. The transcript is spliced from 23 exons. The record is from RefSeq and is a predicted model, not a curated record.
GAGUGAGAGGGUCCCCCUCUAAAGUGGCAAAGUCAUGGCUUCGGUGUUCAUGUGCGGAGUGGAGGACCUGCUCUUCAGCGGGAGCCGCUUCGUCUGGAACCUGACGGUGUCGACGCUGAGGAGGUGGUACACGCAGCGGGUGAGGGGAUGCCACCAGGCGCUGAGGACGUGGUGCGGGAUAAGGGACGUCUAUCAGAUGACAGAAGGGAGACACUGUCAGGUACAGCUUCUGGAUGACAGGAAGUUGGAGCUGCUGGUUCAGCCCAAGCUCUUGUCACGGGAAUUGUUGGAUCUGGUGGCUUCCCAUUUCAACCUCAAAGAAAAGGAGUAUUUUGGGAUAACAUUCAUAGAUGAUACAGGUCAGAAUAUCUGGCUACAGUUAGAUCACAGAGUUCUGGAUCAUGAUCUGCCCAAGAAACCUGGUCCAGCGACUUUGUUUUUUGCUGUCAGGUUUUAUAUUGAAAGCAUUUCCUUUUUGAAGGACAAAACCACGGUUGAGCUCUUUUUCCUGAAUGCAAAGUCCUGUGUGCAUAAGGGGCAUAUUGAGGUGGAAAGUGAGACAGUCUUCAGGUUAGCUGCUUUGAUUUUACAGGAAGCUAAAGGGGACUACUCCAGUGAUGAGAAUGCAAGGAAAGAUCUAAAGAACUUGCCUGCCUUUCCUACCAAGACACUACAGGAACACCCAUCGCUCGCCUUUUGUGAGGACAGAGUCAUUGAACACUAUGUAAAAAGUAAGGGGCUGACCAGAGGACAAGCGAUUGUUCAGUACAUGAAAGUGGUUGAAGCUCUGCCUACAUACGGAGUCCAUUACUACGGAGUAAAGGAUAAACAAGGGAUCCCAUGGUGGCUCGGGAUCAGUUAUAAAGGAAUCGGCCAGUACGAUUUACAAGAUAAAGUCAAGCCUAGGAAGUUAUUCCAAUGGAAACAACUGGAGAAUCUUUAUUUCCGUGAGAAGAAAUUUGCUGUUGAGGUUCACGAUCCCCGUAGAAUUUCGGUGUCACGGAGGACUUUUGGACAGAGCGGCCUCGUAGUGCAAACUUGGUAUGCGAACACAUCUCUGAUCAAAUCCAUCUGGGUUAUGGCAAUCAGUCAACAUCAGUUUUACUUGGACAGGAAACAAAGCAAAGCAAAAAUCCCCUCAGCCAGAAGCUUGGACGAUAUUGCAAUGGACUUAACAGAGAUGGGAACACCGAAGGUUUCGAAAUUAGCCACUUUGGAAGCAAAGAGUCAGCUUAUUAUGGCCAGCAAUGGUAGCCUAAUCUCCUCAGGGUCUCAAGAUUCAGAGGCCAGCGAAGAGCAAAAGAAAGAGAAAAUCUUGGAGCUGAAAAAGAAAGAAAAGCUUUUGCAGGAGAAGCUUUUGCAGAAAGUUGACGAACUGAAGAAAAUCUGCCUGCGGGAAGCGGAGCUCACUGGGAAAAUGCCAAAGGAAUACCCCCUGGGCACAGGAGAGAAACCACCUCAGGUCAGAAGGCGUGUAGGCACAGCCUUCAAAUUGGAUGGCAAUCUGCUUCCCAGUGAGGAGGACCCAGCGCUGCAGAAUCUGGAGAGCAACUUUUUCAUACAGCAAAAGAUGGUAGAAGCUGUGAAGAAACUUUCCAGUGAGCCAGACCUAUGCAAAAAUGUGAAGAAGAAGAGGAAACAAGAGUACAUAGAGGCAGUGAAAAAGCUUCAGGAGAUUGAAAAUUCCAUUAAUGAGUAUAGGAUUAAGUGUGGAAAGAAGCCUACACAGAAAUCAACCCUGACCUUACCAGAUGAAAUCAUCCCUUCUGAGAGCAGCUCUUUGUCUGACACAACAACAUUUGAAGAUGGUAGCGAUUCUCUUGCUGUGCCAGGCCAAAGAAUAAACUCUGUGCCACUUUCUCCAAAAUCUCCACCACCCAAAUCCCUUGGGAUGGAAAGAAUCCAUCUCAGGAAGUCCUCCAUGAAUGAGCAACUCCUUGAAUCCAGGCACUCCAGAGACCCCAUGUCAACACACAGCAGCCCAUACAGAACAGUGGAGAGGCAGCACCGUGGUGGAAGAAGUAUGCCCACAACACCAGUUCUCACACGCAAUGCGUAUAGUAGCACCCAUUUACAGCCGGAUGUAUCCCCCCAGCACUGCAGGCAGCGGAGGGGCAGCUUAGAGUCCCAAACCAACUUGCUGUCUGAGACUGCCAGCGAAAAGCCAGUGUUCACCCUUUCAAAAUCUCCAAGAAGCAGCAGUACAGAAAUCCUUGAUGAUGGGUCCUCCUACACCAGCCAGUCCAGUGCAGAAUACUAUGUGACCUCAACCCCAAGCCCCUGCUAUACAACCCAGACUCUGGACAACCGUACAAGAAACAGGAGAUGGACCAAGAAACAGAACAUUUCUGCUGCGAAUUCGGGAAGCAUGCCAAACCUCGCCCAGAAGGACGUCCGCAAUGGUGGCUACCCAAAAAGCCAGGAGCAACCGUCGGUCACCUGCUACAUUCCCGGCUAUGCCCCUUACACAGAGUGUGAUGUGUAUUACAAUAGCGGCUACGUGUAUGAAAAUGGCACAGAGGGCCAGUACACGGUUAACCCUUCCUACCGUUCGUCGGCGCACUAUGGACACGAACGCCGCUAUCGGGAUUUCAGGUCUUUCCACGAGGACGAGAUGGAGAGAAUGCCGCACAACCCGUACGCCACCCUUCGCCUGCCGCGGAAGCCGUCCGUGAAAUCUGAACACAUCACCAAAAACAUUCACAAGGCCUUAGUAGCAGAGCAUCUUCGCGGCUGGUACCAGCGUGCCUCUGGGCACAAAGACCAGGCUCAUGGCCUGCAGGCAGGCUUUGAUGCCGACAGAGGGUCACAGAGGAGCCUGGGCUUUGCUGGACUACAGGUCCCCUGUUGUCCGAGCAGCCGCGCCUCAUCUUUCUCUUCAGCAUCUUCUACAAAUGCCUCUGGGAACUGGCGGAAUCCGAUUGCACUGGGACUUCCUGAUUAUGAUAUGCUGUCUCAAUCCUCUUAUGCUAGCUGUUACGGGAGUGUGUAUGGCAACCACCCACUGCCAAGCAGGAUGUAUGCCGAACAAGCCAGUGGGCAGCAGCGACAGGGCCAGUUGGAAGGUGACUUGCAAGACGGUGACCAGAGACUGUUCUGGCAUGAGGAUUCGAAGCCUGGGACUUUAGUGUGAGCCUAGCCUUGGCUUCAGUUACCCCAGUGUGCCUUGCACCUUUAUGCUGUUCUACAAAGCAACAAAACAAAACUUAGCUUCCUGGUGCAACUCAGAAAUGAGGACUGUUAUGGGAGAAUGAAGUAUUCAGCGAGACAAAGCUGCAGGUUCUUAUCCACGUUAGCACAACAAUAUGAAUCCAAAUAGACCAAAAUGAGGAAGAGGUCUGGUUUUAAAUCUCCUACCACAAAAUGCAGCCUUUGGUUGAAGUAUUUGGAAAGCACUUUUUUAAAAAAGACGGAAAGAGAUGAUGGUGCAAACUUCAAAAAAAUGUGAAAAGGGGAUUCUUGUUGGGACCAUUUUAGGAGCACAAUUCAGAGAGAAAGAAAAUUACAACGGUGGAGUCGCUUCUUCUGUCAUAGCAUCUGCUGAUCAAGAAGACGAGUUUGUGGGCUACAGGGCAGAAGGUUGACUUUGCAGCACUACUUGAAGGAUGUUUGGGGGUUUUAAAACAGUAUUUUGAAUGAGGUUAAAGAUGUUUUUAAGAUGUGCUGUCCUGAAUGUCUCUCUCUUAUCGAGCACCAUGAAAAGAAAAGAAGCAGUGGUUGCACAUUGCAAUGUACCAUAUAAGUCUGUGGCAGCAGGGUGGCUGUUUUCUGGAAGUGCAAGCAGGCAUCUUCAAAUUGCUUCCUAGGGGGGAGUAAUUUUACACCUCUCCAUGAUAAAUUUUCAUUUAUGCAAGAAUGCAUGCAGGUUUAAUGUGGAAUUGCACAGGAAACACUUGGUUUUGAUACAUCUUAAGAAACAGAAAGUUUGCAAGAAUAUUUGCAUUACUGAUGUGACAAUAUGUCCAAUGCAUUGAACGGCUUCACUAUAUUGACCAGUAUUAGUUU